Choloepus didactylus (southern two-toed sloth) is the source of this 696-nucleotide messenger RNA. RefSeq names its product CXXC motif containing zinc binding protein. Gene Ontology annotation, molecular function: zinc ion binding. The transcript has a single exon. Lineage: Eukaryota; Metazoa; Chordata; Mammalia; Pilosa; Megalonychidae. The record is from RefSeq and is a predicted model, not a curated record. Bases 27 to 509 code for a protein of 160 amino acids.
CUAGCGCCGGACUGAAGCAAGCCACUAUGGGGAAAAUCGCGCUGCAGCUCAAAGCUGUGCUGGAGAACGUCACCAGCCUCCGGCCUGUGGGCGAGGACUUCCGGUGGUACCUGAAGAUGAAAUGCGGCAAUUGCGGAGAGAUUUCAGAGAAGUGGCAAUACAUCCGGCUGAUGGACAGUGUGGCACUGAAGGGAGGCCGUGGCAGUGCCUCCAUGAUCCAGAAGUGCAAGCUGUGCGCACGGGAAAAUUCCAUCGAGAUUUUGAGCAGCACCAUCAAAUCUUACAAUGCUGAAGACAGUGAGAAUUUCAAGACGAUAGUAGAGUUUGAGUGCCGGGGCCUUGAGCCAGUUGAUUUCCAGCCCCAGGCCGGGUUUGCUGCUGAGGGUGUGGAGUCAGGGACAGUCUUCAGUGACAUUAAUCUGCAGGAGAAGGACUGGACUGACUAUGAUGAAAAGGCUCAGGAGUCUGUGGGAAUCUAUGAAGUCACACACCAGUUUGUGAAGUGCUGAGUCCUCUUCUUGUACACUUGGUUUUAAGAACUGAAAACAAACAAAGUGCCCCAAAUAACAAGAAUCCACUGAAGGCCGGUCCCGUUGUUGCUUUUCUCCUGGCAGCUGUCUCAAGCCCUCAUAGUCUUGCAUGCUAGGCUCUGUCACAGCUUCCAAAACCCCGCCAAUAAAGCCCCUGUUCGUGCUG